This is a messenger RNA of Salvelinus sp. IW2-2015, 8214 nucleotides long. RefSeq names its product serine/threonine-protein kinase WNK1. Gene Ontology annotation, molecular function: potassium channel inhibitor activity; ATP binding; protein serine/threonine kinase activity. Gene Ontology annotation, cellular component: cytosol; cytoplasm. The record is from RefSeq and is a predicted model, not a curated record. Lineage: Eukaryota; Metazoa; Chordata; Actinopteri; Salmoniformes; Salmonidae. Gene Ontology annotation, biological process: intracellular signal transduction; positive regulation of potassium ion import across plasma membrane; protein phosphorylation.
GCCGCUAGUAGCCGGAUGAAUUUGGGGGAGUGCCUGGUUUGAAGCUAUCAAACUGCCGUCGUUAGUGGGAAGGAGGCGGUUCUAGUCCUCCGCUAGCACGAGAGAAGACCCGCCUCAUCUGGGAACGUUCCGACAGUAAUUGUUAUACCUCAGUGAUUCCAACAGGCUCCGUGGCUUUGGUAAACGUGUUAGGGUUAUCUCACAGCUUGAAGACUACUUAUGGAUGGAAACUUGACCAAACGACGUGACACUGGAUCUCUGCUGGGAGUGUGUGGCCUGKCGUUGCCUGCACAGUGAGGCUUGGUGCCUGGAGCUGAGUCUAGCUCUUUCCCCCUCCCUUCUGGUGGCUCCUUAUGCUGGAUUGCAGCUGUACCCUGUGUCUUGCAGGAUGGAUGGUGUGGAUCUAAAGGGUCUCGUGUGUUGGCAGCGCUCCCUGUUCUGUGACAGUGUUCUCUUCUUUUCUAUUUACAAAAGAACACCCCCCCCAUCCUCCACCCAGACUCUGAGCCCUGUAUACCUAAUAACUGUAUUUAAGCAGCAGUCACUCAGGUAGGAAUAGGAGAGGGAGAUUUGCAAAACAAGCUCCUGUUUUAAUUGGUCAGUCAGAUUUUUUUUUUUUGACCACAUAGAUUUCCAUUUCUUUCCAAAGCCUUUAUGGAGGAAGUUUGAGUUCUUUUCUUUGUUGAAUCCUAUCCGCUCACUAUCGUUGGGGGUGGUGGGAUGUCGGAAAAGCCCAACAACAAGAUGGUUAAGUUCCUGACUCCCCUUCCCAAGAGUGGUAAUGGUAACGGAAACAACGGGUCUGGCUCGGACUCGCUUGUUGGUGAACGGAUGGCAGCGGAGGUGAGGCGGCGCCACCACACCAUGGAGCGCGACCGUUGCGCCGCAGAACAUCGACCAUUCUUCCGUCGCAGCGUCAUCAGCGACUCCAACGCCACAGCCCUUGACCUCCCCUUACCCAGUAAAAUCCCUGUCCUUGCACCCCUGGUACCCCGCGUACGAGAUGUCGCGCCCCGGCAGUCUGGUGCACUCCCCACCCCAAGACCUGCACCCCGUGUGACUGUGAGGGAGGAGUUGGCUGAGUGCGAAGGUGGAGUCAAGGUGGAUGUGGUGUCUGUAGAGCAGAAGGCUGCUGUUCUACAGGAUAUCUGUGAUGGGGAACCAGUGGUGGCUCAGCAAGCAAACAGUCUAGCUGCCCAACCUCUGAGCCAAACAACAGAACCUGAACCUGAGAGUGAGGUGAAGGAGAGAGGAGAGGGUGAAGGAGAGGGUGAAGGRGAGGGGAGGGAAGCRGAUAAGGAAGAGAAGGAGAAAGCCCGGGUAGAGGCUGAACUGAGAGAGGCGGAGAAGAAGGUGCAAGAUGACAUUGAGGAAGCCGAGACGAAAGCGGUGGGAACGUCGCCGGAUGGGCGUUUCCUGAAGUUUGACAUUGAGAUUGGACGUGGUUCCUUCAAGACGGUCUACAAGGGCCUGGACACAGAGACCACAGUGGAGGUGGCAUGGUGUGAGCUGCAGGACCGUAAGCUGUCCAAGUCGGAGCGCCAGCGGUUCAAGGAGGAGGCGGGCAUGCUGAAGGGGCUGCAGCACCCCAACAUYGUCCGCUUCUACGACUCCUGGGAGGCCCCUGUUAAAGGCAGGAAGUGUAUUGUGCUGGUCACAGAGCUCAUGACCUCUGGAACACUCAAAACGUAUCUGAAGCGCUUCAAGGUCAUGAAGAUCAAAGUUCUGAGGAGCUGGUGUAGGCAGAUCCUGAAGGGCCUUCACUUCCUCCACACCAGGGCCCCGCCUAUCAUCCACAGGGACCUGAAGUGUGACAACAUUUUCAUUACGGGCCCCACAGGCUCYGUCAAGAUAGGAGACCUGGGAUUGGCCACACUCAAGAGGUCCUCUUUCGCCAAGAGUGUCAUAGGUACCCCUGAGUUCAUGGCGCCUGAGAUGUAUGAGGAGAAGUACGACGAGUCAGUGGAUGUGUAUGCCUUUGGGAUGUGCAUGCUGGAGAUGGCCACCUCAGAGUACCCAUACUCCGAGUGCCAGAACGCUGCACAGAUCUACCGCMGAGUCACCAGCGGGGUGAAGCCGGCCAGCUUCGACAAGGUGGCGAUCCCCGAGGUGAAGGAGAUCAUCGAGGGAUGCAUCCGACAAAACAAGGACGAGAGGUACUCGAUAAAGGACCUGCUGAACCAUGCCUUCUUCCAGGAGGAGACAGGGGUGCGUGUGGAGCUGGCCGAGGAGGACGACGGGGAAAUGGAGGCCAUCAAGCUUUGGCUGAGGAUAGAGGAUGUCAAGAAGCUGAAGGGGAAAUACAAGGACAACGAGGCCAUCGAGUUCUCCUUCGACCUCAGCAAGGACGUCCCUGAGGAUGUGGCCCAGGAGAUGGUGGAGUCUGGUUACGUGUGUGAAGGGGACCAUAAGACCAUGGCUAAGGCCAUCAAGGACAGAGUUUCCCUCAUCAGCAGGAAGCGAGAGCAGAGGCAACAGGUGAGAGAGGAACAGGAGAAGAGGAGGCUGGAGGAGGAGCAGGGCCAGCAACAACAACUACUGCAGCAGCAGCAGGGCCAACCUCAACCAGGGCUCCAGCCCGGCACAGAGGCCCCCCAACCAGCCCAGCCCGUCCCUCAGGCAGCCCCCCAGCCAGGCCAACAGGCUGCCCCCUACAUCCCCGCCCAGCCCAUGGCUCCCCAGCCCAUGGCCCCMUACAUCCCCCCUCAGACAGCACAGCUGGGGCCACAGGGGGUUCCCUAUAUACCCCAGUCUACAGGGCAGCUCCCAGUCCCAGUAUCGGUCCAGGUUCCAGUCCAGACAGAAUCAGAGAGGCCAGAGGUGGACCAGUACCCACAGCAGACUGAGACUGCCAAUCAAAUGACAGAUGGUGCUCAGGGUUCCUCAGUCCUUCAUGAGACGCACCCGGUUCAGCCGGUGAUGUCAUACACCUCUCUUCCCAGUCAGCAGCCUCAGCCACAGGCUCCUCCUCCUGUCCAAACAGACCCAUCACGUCAGCCGCAGCAGACCAUGGUGGUUCCUGCUGCCCAGCAUACCACUGUUGCACCUGGGACUCCAAGCUCCCAGCCUGCCCCUGGGGCCCCACAACAGUACGGAGGUUACUACCACCCACCGCUACCCCCUCAGGUGCCCCCCCAGCAGGUGACGUUGCCCCCCUCUCAGCCCAUCCCUYCUCUGCACCUCCAGCAGCCACAGCCAGAGGGCAGCGAUGCACCUCAGAGCUCAGCACUACCACCUCUCCAGCCUGGAGCCCAGCAAAUACAGGCCUCUGUGAUUGUAUCCCAGCCGGCGCCAGCCGAGCAGGCAGCAGGACCGACAACACUUGUCCCUCAGUCUGUGGAGAGUUGCCUGUCAGACGCAGCGUCAGGUCUGAGUGACGGCUAUGAAGGGGCGUCGGGUGGUAGACACGAGGGGCGCUCCAUGAUCAAGCGGCACCAGCGGCGCUCCGUACGCAGCCGCUCUCGGCAUGAUAAGACCGCCAAGGCCAAGCUCAACGUCCUCAAUAUCUCCAACCUGGGAGACCGGGUGGCAGAGUGCCAGCUGGAGACCCACAACAGGAAGAUGGUGACCUUUAAGUUUGACCUGGACGGAGAUAACCCAGAGGAGAUUGCACAGAUCAUGGUGCUGAGUGAGUUUAUCCUGGAGAGCGAACGUGAGUCGUUCAUCGAGCAGGUUCGUGAAGUCAUYGAAAUGGCGGACGAUAGAGAGGGCAUGAAGGAAGGCUACGCUCAACCACCCUUUACACAGAUUGUGGUAGAUGACCCCUCGCAGCAGCCUGACAUGCCCACUCAUCUGCCUGGUGUUCCUCCCAGCGUUGCAGCUCAGGUAGUCCACUCUGCAGGCCGGAGGUUCAUUGUCAGCCCUGUCCCAGAGUCCCGUCUGAGGGAGCAAUUCUUCGGCCCUCCAUCUGCUAACACCUCRUUUGGGGAUGAGCCCCCUCAAGGGAGUCUGGGCCUGUCCCUGUCUGCCCCCUCAGGCCACCUCCAGCAGGCCUUCACUGAGAUGAGGCAGCCGCAUGGGGAGAGACCAGCCACCAUGGGUCACCCAGCCGAGCCAGACACCAGCAUAGUCCCCUCCUCCUUGCGCCCAGCCUCCCCUCUCUCCCACCAUCACCAAACCUUGGCUCCCCCAGAGGCUACAGUCCCCACCAACACCAGCUUCUCCACCCUGCCUCCUGUCUCAGUCAUCCCCUCUGGGUCCUCCACUYUUCCCCCCUCCACAUGCCAAGUUGCCACCGGGAGGGUGUCUCCAACCCCAGUUCCAGCCCCUGCAUCUGCUACCACUGAUCCCACCCCACACCCCCAGCCUGGCUACCAAGCUGCCCCCUCUCAGCCUACCCCUGCCCAAAUCACAUCCCCUCCUCCAGCUGCUCCCCAGGCCACCCCGGCCCCUGUCCCCCCAGCUGCUACCCCCCAGCUGGGAAGCAGCUCUGCCCCUUUCCCCCCUGUCUCUGGAGCUCCACCCAGUAACUCUGGGACUGUGACCAGCUCAGAGCAGCACCCUGCAGCUGACCUUGUUCCUAUUCCGUCCUCUCAGCCUAUCCCUGAGUCCAUACCUGUCACUCAGCCCACCUCCUCCCAGUCCCAGCCUAUCCCUGCCUCUGUCCCUGUGGCACAGUCUGCAAUGGCUCCCACCCAACUUCCACCCUCUACCCUGCCCUCCCAACCGUCCCAGCCAGGGGACCCAGAUGGGGUAGAGUCCCAGUCCAAGGUCCCUGGUAUAGAUGACAUACAUGCCCUGGAUAAGAAGCUGCGCUCCCUCUUUAAGGACACAUCCUCUGCGGACACUGGCAACACUGAGACCUCCCCCUCCACAGGGACCAUCUCCCCUCCCCCCGGGGCGGCCCUGGUGCCCCCCUCCAACCUGUCUCUCACCGCCGGGGGACAGGGAGCUCAGGGCCCCACCGCGACCCCAGGACAGGGCCUCACACCAGGGGGACAUGCACAGACACCUCCAACCAAGCCUGGUCAAGCCACCAGUGCACAGGUGUAUCCUGUUGGCUCCGAGCAGGCAGGCACCCCUACCUCCGAGCAACUGCCUCCAUUCCCAGGACCAAACCAGUCCCAGCAGCCUGUGGGUUUUCUGGAUGGCCAGCUAAGGAGAGCUCUGAGCCCAGGGAGCAGUGAGGCAGCCUUGCCCUCCACAAGGGUCGUUAAACUGGGACGCUUCCAAGUCUCCGUUGCAGCAGACGCUAGCACCGGCAGCACUCCUGACCCCUCCAACAUUGCCUCCUCUUCCUCUCUCACCCCAUCCUCCUCAUCCUCCUCUUCCUCCUCCUCCUCUUCCUCCCUCUCCAGCCCGGAAAACACCCUCCACCGCUCCUCCYCCCUCCUUUCCAAAGGGGUCCGGAGAGGAGAUUCCGUAGAUGCGCUCUCUUCUGUCCCAACACAGCCCACCACCAUCGGACGCUUCCAGGUGUCUACUAGUGCCAGCACUGGCCCCAGCCCUAAUUCUGUCUCAAAGGUGGGCCGUUUUUCAGUGAUGCCAGCCGCAGUGAAUCCCACGGCACCUCCGGGGUCUAGCCCCUCCCAUCAGAACGGCCCUUCCUCUUCGACCUCUGACCUCCGUAGCUCCGCCCCCAGCGUGAACAGUGGUUCAUUUAACCAUUACAUGACCAGCGACAACGAGGACGACUCAGGGCCUGAGGACGAGGCCUUCCAGAGCGAAGUCAGCUGCCUCCGAGAGAAACAUAUGAUAGAGAUCCAAACCCUCCACUCACGGCAGAAGGAGGAAAUAGAUGCUCUGUUCACCAGGCUGGGUAAACCUCCUCCUUCAGCUGUCCUCUCCCCCGCWAUGGCCGGGGGCCGACGUAGGCCCAAGACCAAGGCCAGCAAAUCAGCCCGCAGCAGCGCCCAGGCCAGCCCCCAGCACUCGGGAGCCCCAGUCACAGGCCAGAUCCCCCCAGCGUCCCCACCUAAGCAGACGUCUCCCCCCACUGCAGCGGUCUCUGAGUCAGACAGCCGGACUUCCACCAUGGGAGUGAGUGGGACCAGUUCAGACAGUGGAGUGAACACCAGCCAGUCUCAGCCAUCAGGCCCUAACAUAGCGCCGGCCCUAACACAGAACCGAAAGGGCACGUUCACAGACGACCUGCACCAGCUUGUUGACAACUGGGCCCGAGAUGCCAUCAGCCUCUCCCAGGGCAAGAAAGGACCUAAGGGGACAGCCCAGGGACCCGGACAUGACAUCCCUCUACAUAUCCCUCCACAAGCAAACAUGAGCCGAAAGUUUUCUGCCCCCGGCCACCUGUGCCCCACCCUCCCGUCUACCACCCUGGCAGGUGCCCACCUCCCCAUUACCACUAACCCCUCCAACCCACUCUGCCAGCGUCAGGGCUCUCUAGGCCCCCCUCCCCAGGGAUUUGGCUAUGGCACAGCCCCCUAUAGCGCCCCCCAGUGGGCAGGACCCUGUCAGGUGGGUCUCCUGGCCCAGUACCAGGCCCCUUCCGCAGCCUCAGCUCCCCUUCAGCAGGCCUUCCACAUGGGAGCCACCCAGAAACCUGUUAGCAACCCUGGAGGUCCCAACCUGAGGCCCACAUAGCCCAGUCUGCAGCCCUGGACCUGGGUUAGUAAGGCUGGGCUGAUGGGAACUGAGGGCAGGGAGGAAGAGAGCCAUAGGAGGACAACUACUAUCUGACGUUCUGUUUCACUAAUUGGUGAGGUGAAAUAAAGAGGAUGCAGUGAAAAUGGAGGAGAGGAGGCUGUGGUUCAGUCCUGUCAGACAGAGAGCGAUGUCUGUCAGUUGGAGGGAGAGUGCAAUACAUACCCACAGCACACAAUCACACCUUCACCCUUACCAGGGCCCAGUCUUUUCUGCCAAUGGCUGUGGAAGCAGGCUGUGAUUGACAUUUGGGUUUGUCCAAUGAAAGCUAUGGACCCAAGGGCACAACUGGCAACGGCCAAAUACAUCUGUUGAAAGCACCAUUGUGAUCUCAUCAUUCCCUUAAACAGGAGGGUAGGGAGGGGGAACUCUUAAUCACUUCUUGACUGUAACUGGCCUUAAGCUUACCUAGGACAGAGUUAGCAGAUGGAGAGAACCCCCACAAACACAUACACAUGCGCCUCCUAGCACUACUGUCAUUGGCUGAGAUUGAGGCGUUGAAUGGUAUGAGAAACUGAUUAAUUGUGGGUAACAAGUUUGUAUAAUGAAAGGAGAGCAAGAUAUGUAGAGAAGCAAGGAGGUGGAAUGAGAGAAAGAUGGUGAAUGGAAGUUGGUUAGGUACGGUUAUAGUGGAUAGUGUUUGGCUAGUGUUACUCAUUUGAUCGCCAUGCAGUAAUAGCAAUGUGAGGAAAGGAGUGAGUCCCCUGUGUAAGAGUGGCCUUAAACCCCCAAACACAUACACAUUGUCUUUGUAUAUAGAGAUAUUUCUUGUCCUAAGUUAUGGUUAUAUCUGUCCCUCUGAGCUGGUCUGAUGUGAUGUUCUGCCUGACUGGGUGUGUUAGUUUCUUAUGAGACCAUCACCUAAUGUUAGUGUGAGCUAAGUAACAGACCUGUCUGUAGAUAGUUUAUUAAUACCUACUUCACCUGUCUUGUCCAGGCUUUGGAUUUACCCUGAAGUGACUGUAUCCAUGAGUGAUUUAGGUUUACGCCUUAGCGUCUGGUUAGGCUCAGUGGUUUGAGUUGUUGGCUUCAGCUACUGUGAUCAUUUGGUUUUCAACCUUAGCUACUGUGUCAGUCAGUUGUCUCACACCUCACCACCUGGUGUACUGUAGUCACUCUGGUAAGCAAGGCCAUGGUCCUUGGUACAGUUCUGUUAGAAAGGCAUUACAUUCUUGAGGCAUAGGGUUAUCUCGCGAGUGAACGGUGCAUGGUGUUCACACACAGACCUCUACRCAAUGUCAACAAAAAUGUAUUUAACCUUAUUUCCAAUUGUCAUCUUUCAGAAUCAUGACAAAUUGUCUGGGGUUUCUGUGGCUUGUUUUAUGUGUAUAUUUUAAAUAAAAAUACAAAAGAUGUUCUUUAUCGACCUGUUCAGCGAUCAGAUUUUGAUGUUUCACAGUAAUUAUUAAAGGUUGUUAAACAACAUGUAGUUAAAGGAAUAUAAAAGUGCAAUUGCAGGGUUAUUAUUAGUAUUAUAAUCUGUCACACAGGGGAGUAGUUAUGUGCUUCUUCUGCUCUUAUCAUACACCACCCUGUAACUUUAUCUUGUUUUACAGUGUGUGUGUGUAUAUAUAUAUACAUUUAUGUGUGUAUAUAUACAUAUGUGUAUACAUA